Molecule: messenger RNA, 1228 nt
Organism: Aphidius gifuensis
Lineage: Eukaryota; Metazoa; Arthropoda; Insecta; Hymenoptera; Braconidae
Product: solute carrier organic anion transporter family member 2B1-like
Exons: 6
Coding region: 1-1146 (381 amino acids)
Biological process (GO): sodium-independent organic anion transport; transmembrane transport
Cellular component (GO): membrane
Molecular function (GO): protein binding
Source: RefSeq, a predicted model, not a curated record
AUGGCAGGGCCAUCAAUUGGUUUUCAAUUCAGUGCAAUUACUCUCAGCAAAUUUAUUCUUCUUAAUUCAACUCCAUCUAUAACACCAAAUGAUCCAAGAUGGCUUGGAGCUUGGUGGCUUGGAUGGAUAGUGUUUUCAGUUAUAAUUUUUAUCAUGGCCUUAAAAGAAGUUGUAUCAUUUUGGAGUACAAUUGAAGCUUUCAUACGUUUAGCAAAAAAUAAAACAUUGGUAUGCAUCAAUAUAGCAUCUGUUCUUUUUGUUUUUGGCUAUUGUCCAUUUUGGUAUCAUGUUGUUAAAUACAUUGAAGUUGUAUAUCAACUAUCAGCAUCAGUAUCUGCUUCUGAAACAGGUAAUGUUUCUUUAUGGUGUGGUGGAUUAGGAAUAAUAUUAUCUGGAAUAAUUGUUGCCACAUUUAAACCAAGUGCUAGAUAUUUAGCAGGAUUUAAUGCAUUCUCAUGUGCUGUUACUUCUAAUUCUGGAAGAUUGUUAACAUGUACUGAUAGUUGUACAUGUGAAUUUUCUAAAUACAACCCAAUUUGUACUGAAGAUAACAGAACAUUUGUGUCACCAUGUCAUGCAGGAUGCCAGCAUUUUACUACUGGGGAAGAUGGUUCAAUAACUUACACAAAAUGUAGCUGUGUAAAUAGUAAAGAUCAAGGAUUACCAAGUGAAAUAUAUGACAAUCAUUUACCAUCACCAACAGAAAGAUUGGGUACAGCAAAACCUGGUGCAUGUAAAGUUGACUGCACGGAUCAAAAAGAUUUGUUUAUGAUUGUUUUUAGUGUUAUAACAUUCAUUGUAUCAGCUGGAGCAGUGCCAAGUUUCUUGCUUUCAUUGAGAUGUGUAGAUAAAAGAGACAAAGCUCUAACAAUGGGUGUUAAUCUUGCAAUAAUUGGUCUUUUUGCAUUAAUGAUAUCUCCAAUUAUAUUUGCACGCAUUUUUGAUGACACUUGUCUUUUUUGGGGUAAAACUAAUACCAGCUCAGGAAAUUGCUGGUUAUACGAUAGUGGAAAGCUACGAUACAGAUUUAAUCUAAUUUCAGCUGCUUUUGUUGGAGUUGGAACAUUUUUCUACAUGGCAGUUUGGUAUUUAGUAAGGGAUUUAAAAAUUUUUGAUGAUGAAAAAAAUCGAGCAGUAAGAUUUUAAAUAUGCAUCUUAAUUAUUGUUUUAAAAAUAAUUGUAAAAAUCUAUUUACCUUGUAAUAAAUAUUUGAAAAAAUUUAAUUCAA